UUUUUUUAUUAUUAUUCUUUUCUUUCAUAUAAAAUUAAUCAUGAAAGUUUUUCGAGCAGAAACGGGCGAACCUAUUAAAUGGAAUUUAAAACCUAGUCUUAUUAAAACUGUUGAUGAAUUAAAACAAACCUUUGAAGAUGAAUGCGGAGUGCCCAUGAGUGAUCAAAUCUUGAUGACCAGUUUUGGUAAGCUAGUGAAACAAGAUAAUUUGACUAAAGUAUUAGAAUCGACUGGAAAAGAUGAAUAUAUUGUGUUUUGCUAUGAUCGUCGGUAUUUAAGUGUCGAUGAAGAAAGUAUAGAAGCUUUAUUAGCCGCAGAAACACCUUCACUUGAGCCAAGAGUGAACCAAUUAGAUGGAACGUUCAUAUUAAAACAUGUUCAAGCUUCAUUAAAGAAUAAAAUUUCUAUUCAAGAUACUUGUCAAGCAUUUAUAUCCUUAUUUUCAACUUUUGAUUCCCACAGUCAAACAUUAACUAAAACAGUGACUACACAUAUUCAUCUAUCACAACAAAUAGUACAGGCACAGAAAUUUCAAAGUAUGGCACUCAAUGUAGCUAUCACUAAUCUAGAAUCACAUCGUAAACUGGCAGACGUUUGUAUUCGAUCUUUUAUCACUCAAGCACAAACUGAACUAGAUCAUCAACAACACCUCUUAGACGCUAUCGAUCAAGAUUUGACAUUACUUAAACAUGUUCGUAUUCACUCUUCAAUUGCAUCACAUAAACGAUUGAUUGAUUUUGUAGAUAUUCAAAAUAUUCAACACAUGCGUCAUGAUACUCAAGAUCUAUGUAGCUAUUUAAAGGAGCAUAUGAAUAGUUUAAAUGAAGAAAUACAACAACUUAAAGAAGAUGAAGAUAGUUUUGCUGAUGGUGUAGCUGAAAAGAAUAAGGGACUACAAGAGCUGGAUGAAUUAUUAGCAGAUAUGCUGUUGAUUCAACAAAAAUGUAACUAUUUAAGAGACAAGAUACAACGAGACCUGAGGAGAGUAUAUGAAAAGAUUUCAAAACUUGUGCCAUUAAAUCAACUUUUAGAAGAGUUAUCUAUGUCUACAAAACAGCAGCAUCAGCAGCACAUUGAGUCGUCGUCGUCUUCUUCUACAAUAAAGCGAAUGUUGGAUGCCUUUAGUCAUCUUGCAGAAAUUCAUGUUUAUGAUUAUUUACCAAAACUCAUUGAGUAUGAACGUCAGAUACGGGAACAUACAACUCAUUUAAUUUCUCUCAAACGAGACUCCAUUUCCAUUUUUGUUCGCCAUAUGGCUGUUGUCUCUGAAUUUCAACGACAUGUGGGUAACAUUCAACCCAUUGUUGAUCAACAUCAAUUACAUCUUCUUCAAUUCAAGUCGCGUUAUCCUCGAGGUUUAGAAUGUGUACGUGACCUAUUGUUCUCCUAUGGGGCCUUGAUGAUUGAAAAAGUGAGACGAAAGGAGUACAUGGUCUUGUUAGUGAAUAACGUGAGUGGUAUAGCAGAUGCCUUUUCGGAAUUUUCAAAACAAGAGGAAGCAAGACGAGAGGCAUUUGAGAAUACAGUCAUGAAAUCACUUCCCUUCAAACUAGGGACCAUGAUGAACAAGUCUGCAGCUCAAUGUAAAGUGUCCAUUCAAGGGUUAUUAGCUGAAGAGGAUGGGAUAGAGAAAAAGGAUAUAUUAGAUUUUAUAUCCAUCAUUACACAAGUUUAUUAUUCACAGUUGCCGACCAAGUUAUUACGGCACCAAGAGGAACAAAACGAUUGGUUAUUACAGUUACUCAACAAAAUGAUGAAGGAAAUGGAUGAAAUGAAUAAUAAAUUUCUGAAAUCAAUAAGAGAGAACCUUUUAAAGCAGCAAAUGGAAGAUGAUGGGAAAAAGGCUUUUAUUAUGAAUGACACAUCAUCUGCGAUGGUCGCUCGAUUGACACCCAAGUUGAUUGUUUCAACAGCAAUAGCAACAGCAUCAGCAACAGCAUCAGCGUCAGUGUCAGCGUCAUCAUCAUCUGAUUUUUCUGUAGUGGAAGAUGAUUACAAGAAGUUAGUGAUAGAAAACAAAGAAUUAAAGAAUAAAUUGGGGAAUAUGGAAGAAGAGAUGAAUUUAUUAGAACAAAAGAAUCAAGAACAAGCAGAGGAGAUCAGUCAAUUACGAGAACUUGUGAAAACAUUGGAAAAUGAGAAAGAAGAGUUUGAGUCUCAUAGACGAAGCUUUCUAAAUGAGCUUAAAAAUAAAGAUAAAACUGCAGAUUUUAGGCUUGCAAGCGCAGAAGAAGAAUUCCAUGCAAAGGUAUGAAUAUAUAACACACACACACACACACUCUCCCUCUCUUCAUAUACAGAUGCAUAUUUAACUCUUUACUAAAUAUAUACAUAUACAUACAUAUAUUAGAUGAGUGAUUUACAAUAUGAAUUGGAGGAAGAGAGGCGUAUGAAAAAUAAU
This is a messenger RNA of Cokeromyces recurvatus, 2401 nucleotides long. RefSeq lists its product as uncharacterized. Gene Ontology annotation, molecular function: protein kinase binding; molecular adaptor activity. The transcript is spliced from 8 exons. The record is from RefSeq and is a predicted model, not a curated record. NCBI's taxonomy places the organism in Eukaryota, Fungi, Mucoromycota, Mucoromycetes, Mucorales, Mucoraceae. Gene Ontology annotation, biological process: autophagosome assembly; reticulophagy; positive regulation of protein phosphorylation. The coding region runs from base 41 to 2254 and encodes 737 amino acids. Gene Ontology annotation, cellular component: Atg1/ULK1 kinase complex; extrinsic component of membrane; phagophore assembly site membrane.